Molecule: messenger RNA, 6729 nt
Organism: Thunnus maccoyii (southern bluefin tuna)
Lineage: Eukaryota; Metazoa; Chordata; Actinopteri; Scombriformes; Scombridae
Product: zinc finger protein 516-like
Exons: 6
Coding region: 1494-4889 (1131 amino acids)
Biological process (GO): regulation of DNA-templated transcription
Cellular component (GO): nucleus
Molecular function (GO): DNA-binding transcription factor activity, RNA polymerase II-specific; RNA polymerase II cis-regulatory region sequence-specific DNA binding
Source: RefSeq, a predicted model, not a curated record
UCCCUCUCGCUGCAGUCAAGAGGAGAGUGAUCAAUCAUUAAAAUUGUCAUGGGCUCUGGGAGUGAGAUUGUCAGGAAGCCCACCUCUCCUGGAGACAUGCUUAACUCAUGUUGUGAAAAAACCUGCUGAGUGUGAGAGAGCUGCUAUUGUUGAGUCCCAUCUCUAGCCUUGUCAUUCAUGCUAACAAGCCUCACCAACAACACCGACAUCAAUGAUACUAGCAGUGCCUUUCCACAGACAAGGCUAGACAUGAGUCAGACUUGAAAAUGCGGUGCUUGUUUGCAACACUUUGCAGAUGAGGUAUCUGUGCAAGUGAAAAACUCCUAUGCAAUUAAAGAUUAAUUUCAUGAUUUCUCAGCAAUGGGAAGCUUCGGUUGCAUUUUAGUGACAUCAGACUAUUCAGAGUCAGAACAGAGACAUCAGUUGUCUGAAUGGUGCCCUUGCUGAUUUUUGGCUUGUAUGUUUUUUCUUUUCAAACCAAGACAUUGUUGUCUGUAGAUUCACCAUCACCUCACACAGAGGCAGACAAAGACAAAGUCUGACUCCAAUCUCAAACAAAGGAUCAAUUCAGACACAAUAUUCUCCAUAUGUAGCACAAGGCCAGGCUAUGAAUCCUCAAUGACGGGGAAAGGGGUGACAGGUCUUACAAUGACCCUUGGAACGACCUUGUUCAGUAACAUUUCACAUCCUGCCAGUGUUUCUUCUCCCAGGUGUGGUACAAUCUCCCCCCUGCGCUGUCAGAGAGCACUGUCCAGAUCCAUGAAACCAAUCAUUCUUCGGCAUCAUGAAAACAGCAUCUGACAGCCAUGGUCGCCAUGGGCGUCCUCCCCUGUGACCAUCCUCAACGGGGGACCAGGGAGGUAGGGAUGCACUGUGUGAGAUGAAAAGCUGGGAGACGCUUUGAUGGAUGGUGGGCUCCUGCAAAACAGAGCAAACAGGUGGAUGAUAUACAUGACCUGAAAGCUGCUGAUACAUGUAAAAACUGAAGAUGGAAAAGAGAAGCCAAAGAAAUGAAUAAAAGAAGUGUGGCAGAUAAGCUACCCUGAUGCAGAAACCUCUCAAAAGUCCUCACUACUGACACAAUGAUGCCCUGAAACUGAGAACAAACUUUCACUUUAUUCUAAGAUAGUUAAAUCUCAGAAAUCUCAUUUCAUGCUACCACCUAUUUAGACUGAUUACAUUUUACUACAUGUGUCUAAAUAACACAGAAGUUGCUUCAUAUGGUGUCAGUAGCAACCAGAUAGUUUGAGUCACUGAUUCACUGACAGUGCUAGAUGAAGAUGGAGAGAUGGUAUUGCGUCCAGUAAUUGGACAGUGCUGAAUGAGCUGUUGUGUUAGCAGCUUGAUCUCUGGAUGACUGAAGGCAGAUAGCAUUUUAACUGACCAACAGAUGCACACUAGACAUUUCUAGAUGUGCAACUGCAGAUAGCAAUAGUUUGAAAUUUUAUUGAGCGUGUGGAAGGCCAGGUAAUUAGGGUAGAUUAGUUCGUACAAUGAAUCCUAGAGACAGUGUGGAGAUGAUGGAGACCCAGGCAGUAGGUCAGAAAGAGAAGCUAGCUGGAGACAAAGCCAAGCCUGGAAACAACGUUGAGGGUGAGGAUGACAAAAUACCUGGGGCAUACGACUGCAACAUUUGUGGACGCAGCUUCCCGUUCCUCAGCUCUUUGUCGCAGCAUAUGAGACGCCACACGGGUGCACGCCCUUACAAAUGCCCCUACUGUGACCACAGGGCCUCUCAGAAGGGCAACCUCAAAGUCCACAUCCGCAGCCACAAACUAGGCACGCUCUCCAGCCACCACUCCAAUGACGAUGAAGAGGGAGGAGCCGAGGAGGAGGAGAUGAGUGUUUCAGAGGGUCUUGAUGGAGGCACAAGUCCAACCAAGAGCAGCUCAGCCUGUAACCGGAUGAUCAAUGGGGAUAGUGCAGAGGAUAGUCGGAGGAAAGUGCCUGUGAGGAGCAUGAAAAGAGAGAAGUCCGUUACUGACCAGCGGCCUUACUGUUGCCGUCUAUGUGGCUAUGAGGCCCAUCGGGAAGACCAGCUCCUCAGCCACAUCGAGAAGGUCCACAUCACUGUAGACACAGAGGAGGAGACCAAUGUUAAGGAAGAGGCUGUGGCCGAACCUGAUGUCAUCCAACCCCAGAAUGAUGGGACCUUUCCUUGUGAGACCUGUGGCCAGGUCUUCACUCAAGCCUGGUUUCUAAAGUCACACAUGAAGAAACAUGCAGGGAUCCUGGACCACUGCUGCCGUAUUUGUGGACGACGGUUCCGCGAAGCUUGGUUUCUCAAAUCUCACAUGAAAACACACAACACCAAAUCCAGGUCACGGCCAAAAUUAGAUUCUGCUGAACAUCCAGCCACCAUCAAUGAUGUAGCCCAGGAUCCUGAUAUUGUUACAGGCUCUGUUACAUCCAUCUAUCAAAUGUGUUCCAAAUGUGGGAACCUGUUUCACAACAGAGAAAGCCUGAGGGCCCAUGAUAAAGUCCACAGUCUCAGCUCUGACAGGAAAUCCCAGAACCAGUGCAGACCAAGUGAUGAUGAGGACUCACCAGCUGCUAAAAGACGUUUCCUUGACUACUUAAACCUCCAGUGUGUUGAGGAAAAGACUCUAGAUGAAGAGGAGGAGAGGGAGAAGAAGAUGCUGGGUCAAAGAAUCCCGGAGCUUGAUCCAGUUUGCAGCUACCAGGCCUGGCAAUUAGCCACUAAAGGAAGAGUUGUGGAGCCAGUGGAGCCUAGUUACAAGGCCUCCUAUGGGGGAGGAAGUCUGGGGGAGGAGGCCCUUGCUGGAGCUGCUGUAGUUUUUGAGAAAGAGAGCAGCCGUUAUGUUCUGCAAGGCCAAGAGAAACGCAGCUCGGGACGACGCAGCAGCUCUGGUUUGGGAAGCCACGCUUCUUCAGGGGACCGGACACCAGAGAGCCUCAGCGACUCUGAGUACAGACCUUCGUCUCGCCAGGACCGAAGACGAUCAUCCCAGUCUCAAGCCUCUUCCAAAUCCAAUGAGUGCUUUGAGUGCGGGAAGGUCUUCCGCAGUCGUCAUCAGAUGAUUGUCCACCAGCGGGUCCACAGGAAGGAUGGAGGCAGGGCAUCUGUCGGAGAGAAAGAAAGAACCGCAAGAAACGACAGAUGGGGCUCCACCAGUGAUCCAGAGUCAGGCUCGCCAAGCCGGCCCAGCACCCCGGGGUAUGGAGAUUCUCCACCAGCCUCCACCCUUGGAGACCAGGCAUCCGAGAUGGGCACCGCAAACUCAGGAGAGCUUGCAGAUGAGAAGCCUUACAUCUGCAGCUUGUGUGACUUUGUUACAACCGAGUCACAAGCCUAUUUGACUCAUGUUCGUGUCCAACACCCGGCUGCCCCUGGAGACAGACCCAGCCCCAUUCCCAGCCCUAGCUCCAGCUCUGACAGAGGCACCCCCAGUGGUUACCCCAAGUUGAAGAAAGCCCUUCUUCAUGGGCUGAACAACUCCACAUCUUCUUCUGCUUACCUUUCCGCUCGAUCCUCACCACUUGAUCCCAGCAUGACCCCAGUGGAUCUAUGUGUGAGGGCUGAAGGCCACAGGGGCACAGCCUCAUCAAACCUGGACAGGAAGAUCCUACCUAACCAUAAGUGCUCCUUUUGCUCCCACUCCACUCGCUACCCCGAGGUGCUGUGGAUGCACCAGACUGUGGCUCACCGCAUCAACAGCAGUAGCUCCAAUCUGGCUCCUAAAUGGGCCCUGAAAAACAGCUCCAAGGGCUCCAGGGACAGCUUGUUAUCCUCCAAGAGACGCACUGGUCCCCCACCAGUCCUGGAGGGGAAGGAGUGUCCACCACUGCCACCACUGAUGCGUGCCCAACGUACGCGCCCCCCGACCUCCUCCAACGAGGCACUAAAGAAGAACAGGCCAGGCAGUCAAGCAGCUACGCCGUCAUCAUCCUGUUCCCCCUCCUCCUCGCUCUCCAGGGGCUCCUCAUCCACCCCAGGCACCCAAGCUGGGAGAGUCCCUGUACGACCAGGCAGCAGCAGCAGCAGCAGUAGCAGCAGCAAUGUCAGACACAUGGAGAACCAAAGUCAUCCUUCUCGCUUCAGACCCAAAGUAGAUAUAUACCCUCGGGGAAGCUCAUUGUCAUCUUCCAGCUCCUUGGAGAAGAGCACUGGCACCCUCUCACGUUCCUCAGCCCCAAGCCCCAGCUCCGCUCCAGCUUCCAGGAUGGCAGACCGCUACUUAAUGCCUCAGGAGGGCCUGGGUUUCAUGUUGUCUAGCAAACAUGGCCUAGCAGAGUACAGCCGAGCCAGGGGUUCCCCUCAUCAGCCACUUCCCAACUCCCAAAGCCAGGGCCGGGCUAACGCUACAAGGCCUAGCACCAUCAUCCAUAGCUCCAUAGCAGGAAACAACUAUGGAGCUUCCCAGGCACAUGGAGGAACUCUGCAGAAUUCCUCCUCCUCCUCUUCUUUGCCUUCAGAAGCUCGUGGAGAUGUGAAGCAGGAACCAAUCGCAGAAACACCGGAGGUGCCAAGUGACAUCCUCAGCUUCCUCAAAAGCCCCCAUGAACUGGCUGCCUUCUACCACCGCUGGGGUGCAGCCAAUGCCCUCUUGGAUCCCACUGGGAUGCUGAGGUCUCUCAUGCGGCAGGGACAGUAUUUCUGUCAUGAGUGUGGAAAGAGUUUCAGUCAGCCCAGCCACCUGCGCACUCAUAUGAGAUCCCAUACAGGGGAGAGGCCAUUCUGCUGCCAGCUCUGCCCAUACCGAGCCUCUCAGAAAGGGAACCUAAAGACACACGUCCAGAGUGUCCACCACAUGCCUUUUGACAACAGCCAGUACCCAGACACAAGGACCUUGUUACUGAGCCAGGAGGAGCAAGGAGCACUGGCUGCCAAACACCCACCAACAUCACAACAACAACAGCAGCAGUAGACCCUCUUUUAGACUUGGAUCUGGACUUGGGACCAGACUAGUCAGGGAAUUAUACAACCUGAAAACACCGUCAUCAUUUCUAAAAACUGGACUGCAACUAGGACCCAAGAGUCAUGAUUGACUUUUUUGGUGACGAGCCUGCGCACCUUUUCCUCUCCUCUCCCGACAUCCUUUAAUGACCAGUGAACUUCAAAGCUUUUUCUACCAUGAAGGUUCUUGUAGUUUAUGGAAGUUGUUUUAUUUUUUAAAAGAAAAACUAGAUAAAGCUGUUCUAAAAGAUUUCAAAAUCACAAAAUGGUUCUGCAGCAGAGAAGAGUGUCUUAUGUCUUAAUGGAAAGAAUUUCUGUGGUGAAGUUCUGCUGUUUGAAAUUCAGGUGUCAGGUGUGCACACAGGUGGGAUUUUUUUUCUCCAUGCAGAAGAAAUGAAGAGUGAAAUAUAAAGCAGGAAAGCUGGACUCACCGACUUUCAAUCUUUUGCUUCUCUUAGUCUUCUUUAGUAUGAAGGUUGGCAGAAAUGAGCAGGUUGUGUGUAGUUUACGUCACCUUAAAGGAUUUCUGAAUAUAGAAGCCCAUGAAUUCAAAGACUUACCUCUUGCUGCCAUUUUUUGGAGGUACCAACAAAGUGGAGGUACCAAAGUGAAGUUGCCUGCUGCAUCUUUACAAGCAAAGAUUUUAUGAAAAGAAGUGGAAAAACUGAAUGCAACUGCUAGCAUUUAAAUCAAGGACUGUGGCAUUGCAUGGCUGCUGUAGAUGCCUCCCUCUCCCUCUUUUUUUUUUUUUUUUUUUUUUUUUUGCUUCAUUGUAUAAAAGCUUGUGCAUUCCUCAGGACACCAAUCAUCCAAUCCACAGCACUGAGAUGAGAGAGGAGAUACUCUGCAAUUCAUCAACAGUCAACUGACACAUUGCAAGUUUGUCUCCUCGGGGUUUAUGAAGAUGAAGACUUGCAUCUGUCUCUAUGUGUGUGUGUGUGUGUGCGUGUGUGUGUGUGUGUGUCUGUGUGCACAAGUGUGUUAAACUUAAACUCCCUCCACUCCGAAGUGUAAUGUUAGGAGUGCAAUGACCACUCAGAGGCUGUGUAGCUGAUGAUUAGGAGAGGGAGAGAGAGAGGUAGGAAUCAGAGAAAGAGAGAGAGAGAGAGAGAACGCUAAUGGGGGUGUCUGCUUUAGUGCUCAUUAAAAAGAGUGUGCAUUUUUAAUAGCCAAUAUAAAUGAGCAUACCAUUUUUAUGGUCAUUCAAUUAUUGUCCAUUUAAGAGGAAGGGACUGAGCGGAGGCAGUUUUCCUCCAUAACUCCUUAAUAUUAGGGAGUGUUUCCGACACCGACACUUCUGACUUUGAAUUAGACUGACUCCAAAACAGUGGGAGUGGCAGGAGGAUGCUAGCUCAGCUGUGGAUUGCACAAAUUAAACUCCCAACAUGUGUACUUGCAAAGGAGAAUAUGGUACUGCUAAUGUUAGCCAGCAAAGAUGCAUCCUAAUUUCCCUUUAGGCAACAUUGAGUUUUUGGCUUGUCGAUCUUCUUAUCUAAUAUGUAAUGAAAGCUUUUGUGCCAAAAUCAUCUCAGCCUCUCUGGUAGACAGCAGCACACGAUACCUUAGCACAAGAAAUGGCCAAAGGGGUUGCAAUAGAAAUCAGAAGGUUCAAGAGAUGAUUAAUGGGAUAAGAGAAAAUCAAAACCAUAUUUCUUUUACACAAAAUUCUUUUCAUUUUUUCUGACUUUUCCAAUCAUAUCUUUGUUUUCCUGGUAAAACAGAGGAUAGUUUUUCCCCUUCAGGCCUGUAAAAGUUAUUCAAAUGAAACAGUUUGAGAAGGGAAAACCACUUUGGUUGAACUUCUCAUGACA